UGAUGGGGGGAGGCAGUCCUCACCCUGCUGCGCCCUAAAGGUCGCACGCCAAAACGCAGAGCACCAGAAAAAAGGAAAAAAGAAGACCUUUGCCAAAACCCUACGGUGCAGUUCAGCUCCGCACAGCACUGUGUUGGCUCUUUUCUUAUUCGCUAAAUCCAGUUUUUUUUUGUUUGUGUCCGUAGCUUAUCGCCCAGUCACGCGUCCCACCCACAGCAGCAGCGGCCGGAUUCCGCCCCACCUCUCUCCCCACAUCCACUGUCUGCCCCGAUGAGCGGCGCACCACCACCUGACGCGCACCGACUUUUGAGGGGACUUUCUGCUUUUCUUGGGGUUUUGGUUUCACUUUCUUGCACCCUGAGUUCGUGUGAGCCGAGUGCGUGUCCAGUGGAGAACCAGAGAAGCUGUCCAUCAUCCGUCAUGGCUGCAAACGCAGAUUUCGCUUUGGAGUUGUUCCGCACUCUGAGCCGAGCAAAUCCCGCCGGCAACAUCUUCGUCUCCCCGCUGAGCAUUAGCUCAGCCAUGGCGAUGGUCUAUCUGGGAGCCAAAGGGGACACCGCCUCUCAGAUGGCAAAGGCCCUCUCAUUCACCUCCGGGGAUGGCGUCCAUGCAGAUUUCCAGACCCUCAACACCAACAUCAACUCCGCGUCUGCAUCCUACAUCCUGAAACUGGCCAACCGUCUUUAUGGAGAAAACACCGCUAAGUUUCUCCCUGAAUUUCUGGAAGCCACACAAAAGUACUACCAGGCCGACCUGAGGACUGUUGAUUUCAUCGGAGCCCCGGAUGCCUGCAGAGCUGAGAUCAACAGCUGGGUGGAGCAGCAGACAGAAAAUAAGAUAAAAGACCUCCUAAAGCCGGGAACAGUCAACUCAAUGACAAGAUUGGCUCUGGUCAAUGCUAUCUACUUCAAAGGAAACUGGAUGAACCGCUUUGAUGCGGGAAACACCAAGGAGAUGCCAUUCAAAGUCAAUCAGAAAGAGACAACGACUGUGCAGAUGAUGUACCAGAUGAAGAAGCUGCCCUACACCCAGAUCCCUGACUUUGGCGUGCAGAUCCUGGAGCUUCCGUACGUGGAUGAUGAGCUCAGCAUGUUCAUCCUGCUGCCCGAAGAGUCCGCGGACGGCUCGGACCCCCUGCUGAAGCUGGAGACGGAGCUGACCCAGGAGAUGCUGAACGAGUGGACCGACAGGGAAAACAUGGAGCUCCAAACUGACAUCCUCAUCCACCUGCCAAAGUUCAAACUGGAGGAAGAGUACCAGCUGAACGAGCCUCUGGCUCAGAUGGGCAUGACCGACGUGUUCUCCUCAGCCAAGGCCGACCUGUCUGGCAUGAACGGCGAGGGGGGGCUCUUCUUGUCUACGGUGGCCCAUAAGGCCUUUGUGGAGGUGAAUGAGGAGGGCACAGAAGCAGCUGCAGCCACAGCUGGAAUUGUCUCUUUCUGCAUGCUGAGGGAGGAACACUUCACAGCUGAUCACCCCUUCCUCUUCUUCAUCAGGCACAAUAGCACCAAGUCCAUCCUCUUCUUCGGCAGGUUCUCUUCUCCUCAGUAGACAGAACCAGCUGAGGAAGAUAAUGGACCAAUUCAGAUUAUUAUUAGAUGAAAAAACUCUGUACAUGUUGUCUGCUUUUGCAAUGAAAUAAGAUAACCUGAAUAUUCAAUAAACACAGAAGAAGUUUGCUUAUUUUCCAUCAAGUUUGUUCUUUUGUUUUCAACUGUUUGGAUGUU
Molecule: messenger RNA, 1727 nt
Organism: Menidia menidia (Atlantic silverside)
Lineage: Eukaryota; Metazoa; Chordata; Actinopteri; Atheriniformes; Atherinopsidae
Source: the annotation of a GenBank genome assembly